AUGGGUCCUGUUGGAUUGCCUGGCCCACCCGGACCUCCAGGACAUGUCGGUUUAGUCGGACCAAAAGGAGACCGGGGAGAAUCUCACCUCUCUUCAGGAUCGGAUGGCUCCGUGUCUUAUGGUCCUCAGGGACACCCUGGAAAUAAUGGCCCACCUGGAAUGCCUGGAGAACGAGGUGCUACUGGUGAACCUGGGCCACAAGGACCCCAGGGACCUGCUGGAAUACCUGGCCUUUCUGGACCCGCUGGACCUUCAGGACCAAGAGGACUUAGAGGACAACCAGGAAUGCCGGGAAUGCCUGGCCUUCCGGGACGUAGUAUCGGUGAAAACGAAAUUCGUGAAAUCGUAUAUCAACUUUUGAGAGAACGGCUUGAAGACUUGACGGCAGAUCUCCGAGGACCACCAGGACCCACAGGUAUUGGUAAAACUGGACGUCCAGGAGCCCCAGGCAAUACCGGAGCUCCAGGUGAACGUGGCAAUCCCGGACCUCCCGGAGAGAGAGGAUUUGUGGGUAUUCCAGGUUUACAAGGCCCAAGAGGAGUACCUGGACGACUGGGUCCAAGAGGAGAGAAAGGAGAGCGAGGAGUGAUGGGCGAAGGAAGACCUGGCAAACAAGGACCAAGGGGAUCCACAGGUCCACCUGGCCCCACUGGUCCUUCAGGAGUUGGACGUCCGGGUGAAAGAGGUCCACAAGGAGCUCCCGGUUUACAAGGUCGCCGCGGUGCCCCUGGCUUGCCCGGACCACCAGGUUACUGUGAAUAUUGUAAUUUUGCAGCAUCCGGACCAGAAUAUUUCCAAAUCAAUAGGAGGAAUGGUAUCAAGGGGCCUUGA
Molecule: messenger RNA, 831 nt
Organism: Acanthosepion pharaonis
Lineage: Eukaryota; Metazoa; Mollusca; Cephalopoda; Sepiida; Sepiidae
Source: the annotation of a GenBank genome assembly